Owenia fusiformis is the source of this 899-nucleotide messenger RNA. The record is from the annotation of a GenBank genome assembly. Lineage: Eukaryota; Metazoa; Annelida; Polychaeta; Sabellida; Oweniidae.
UGUGACCUAAAAUGUCGGACAUUUAAAUUUUGGAAUUAUUUGUGAAUUUUACUUUAUUUUGUAAUUUAGUGCAUUUGAUGAGCUUAUUAUAUAAAAGAGAGAACUAACAUCUUGAACUGUCAACUUUUGUCAGCUGACAUCUACAAGCACCUAGAUAUUGACAUCAUUAUGUCAGCCUCAAGAGCAGAGCGGAUCGCAAAAGUUAAAAAACAUUUUAAAACUUUCCCCGAUUGGCCAAAACCUGGCAUCAUGUUUAGAGAUAUGUUUCCUGUCUUCCGAAGUCCAGAAAUAGUUGCGGAGAUAACAUCACUGUUUGAAGAAAUCGUUAGAGAAACUUGCUCAAAAGUAGAUGUCAUAGUUGGAUUAGAUGCGAGGGGAUUUUUAUUUGGCCCCUUAUUGGCCCAGCGUCUUGGAACCUCAUUUGUGCCUGUGAGAAAACGAGGAAAACUCCCAGGGCCCACCAUUAAGGAGACAUACGUUCUGGAAUAUGGAGAGGACUGCUUUGAAAUGCAAGAGGGUUCCAUCUUGCCUGGAGAGAAUGCACUUAUCAUUGAUGACUUGAUAGCAACUGGGGGGACGAUGAAUGCAGCCUGUUCAUUGGUUAAAAAGCAGCAAGGAAAUGUGGUGCUCUGUUUAGUCCUCAUAGAACUUGUUGACUUGAAAGGUAGAGACAAAGUACCUGCAAAAUUGUUGUCCCUUGUGGAGUAUGAAGGAGAAUAACUCCUCUUUAGUCUUAAGCUUUAGAACGUUAAAAUCCGCCAAAUUACAUGUAAGUCGCCUUCAAAUUGAAAUAUCAUAUUUCAAUCAUAAAUAUGUAUAGUCAGUACAUUUUAAUAUUGCAAGUCUGCCAAAUUAAGUAGCUGCCAAAUGUUCAAAACAGGGAAUCCUCCAAAAUAAGU